This is a messenger RNA of Belonocnema kinseyi, 1689 nucleotides long. RefSeq lists its product as uncharacterized. Gene Ontology annotation, cellular component: cytoplasm. Gene Ontology annotation, molecular function: ubiquitin protein ligase binding. The record is from RefSeq and is a predicted model, not a curated record. Bases 91 to 1689 code for a protein of 532 amino acids. Gene Ontology annotation, biological process: proteasome-mediated ubiquitin-dependent protein catabolic process; regulation of proteolysis. The transcript has 2 exons. NCBI's taxonomy places the organism in Eukaryota, Metazoa, Arthropoda, Insecta, Hymenoptera, Cynipidae.
GUGGAAGACGCAGUUACUGGCGCUACGAAUUUGUUUAUUGAAUGGAUUCUUUGUUAGAUAUCAAGAAUCUUAAAAGAAAUCUAUAUUAAAAUGCAGAAGACGGAUAUAUCCGAAAUCCGGUGGGUUGUGAGAAAUGUGAAGCUACUUUGGAGUGAGAAAAUUUCACUAAUAUCACCCAUUUUUGACGUAAAUGAAGUAUCUCAUCCACAUAGCCGGCGUCUAAUAAUAACACGUACCGUUGCACCAGACACUGAAGAAGAAACAAUUGAGGGACUUCAAAAAUCGCCAGAAAAGGGAUACAUGUCCUUAUAUCUUCAAAAUUUAUUUUUUAAGAAUUGUAGUAACAUGCGUGAUACUUUGAGUGUCACUUUUUCGCUUAUCCACCCUAUUCGAGGAGAAAUACUUAGUCAAAGUGAAAUCCAAUUCGAUGCAUGUUCAGGAAAUCUUUUUGGACUUGAACGAUUCGUCAGUAUGGAAACAUUGGCAGAAUACGGAUUUGAUUUUACAAUAAUUUGUAAAUUUAGGAAACUCUGGCAAGAUUUUAAAACUUACGCAAAAUUUUUUAAGCAACAAAUCUCUAGCGAUAUAAACUUAUUAAUAGUUGAUGAAAUCCAGACUUUUCCAGCGCACAAGCUAGUUCUAGCUUUAGGCAGUUACCAUUUUCAAAAAUUAUUCGAAAAUAAGAAGUCCAUAUCAUGGCUAGCAAUUGAGAAAAUGAAACUUGAGGUGGCUACCGAAAUGUUGAGAUAUAUUUACACGGGUGAAGCAAUAUAUACCAAGAAACUUAUACACGAACUUUUCAGAGCUUCCAUGAAAUACGAAGUUCGCGGUCUCCGUUCGAGUUGUCAAAAAUUCUUAGUGCAAAAUCUAAAUGUCGAAAACCUUGUUCCUACUCUCUUGUCAUGCAGCGGAUACUUCCUUUACCACGUCGACUUUUUAAAUCAACUAAUUUUAGCGUGCAUGCGUUUAAUUGUUGAAAACUUAGAUGAGGUUGUUAAAUUGGAUGUUUGUAAAGAGUUAAUUGGAAAAGAACCACAAAUACUUACAGAGAUCAUAGCUCAUCUGUCUACUUCGAAUGUUCUAACAGAUUCUUCUACUGAAGAAGAUUCCGUCUGCUCACAAGUUAGUCAGAAAAGGUUUGAAAGAUUCGUAAAUAGCUCAGAUUUUAGCGACAUUAUAAUUCAAGUAAACGAUCUAAAAUAUCCGGCGCAUAAAGUGAUUCUAGCAGCAAGUAGUCCAGUUUUCAAUGUGAUGUUUUCACACAAUAUGAAGGAGACUAUUUGCGGUGUCGUGAAAAUAGAAGACAUAAGACCUGAAGUUUUUGAAACUCUUCUUAAAUUUAUUUAUACUGACGAAAUUGAAAGUCAGGAUGAUUUUAUGCCGGAGAUUUUGAUUGCUUCUGAUAAAUACGAAAUAAACGACUUGAAGUGGGAGUGUGAAAAUAUCUUGGGAGAAAAAUUAACUUCCGACAAUGUUAUCGCAACACUGAUAUUUGCCGCUGACCACAACGCAGAAAGACUAAAGAAGAAAUGUUUGAGGUUCAUUACCCAUGCAAAUAGUCCCUUUUGGAGUAACAGUUUAAAUUAUUUUAACAUUCCAAAACAAAAGUUAAAUAUUAAUUUAACAAAAUCUCAUCCACACUUACUUUAUGACAUGUUGAAGGAAAUUCAUGAGAAUAAAUUUUCUUAA